Molecule: messenger RNA, 474 nt
Organism: Staurois parvus
Lineage: Eukaryota; Metazoa; Chordata; Amphibia; Anura; Ranidae
Source: the annotation of a GenBank genome assembly
AUGGGCCCCUGUACCGCCUCCUCAUGCUGCUGCCAGGCCCGUAAACUGCCAUGGGCCCCCGUACCGACUCCUCAUGCUGCUGCCAGGCCCGUAAUCUGUCAUGGGCCCCUGUACCGCCUCCUCAUGCUGCUGCCAGGUCCAGAGUGUGUCAUGGGUCCCUGUACGGCCUCCCAUUGCUGCUGUCUCCAUCGCCACACUCUGCCAUGUGCCACUUUCAGGUCUCCUCACACUGCUGGUGGGUUCCAUUUUGUCAUAGGUUGCUGUAUGGCCUCCCAUUGCUGCUGCCUCCACCGCCACACUGUGGCUCCACACUCUGGUUUUGGCCCCGUGACUGCCCAAAUGAGUGAAGUGUGCGGUGAUUCUAAGAUCGACGGCACUCAUCUGCAUGUCAUACUGACUGACAGUAUUAUUUCUCUUCCCCAGCAGACUCCAAGGGCAUUUAAAUUAAAGGUACAGUGUUCUGCACUAAUAUAA